Peromyscus eremicus (cactus mouse) is the source of this 10449-nucleotide messenger RNA. It is a transcript of the gene Myo9a, whose product is annotated as myosin IXA. Lineage: Eukaryota; Metazoa; Chordata; Mammalia; Rodentia; Cricetidae. The coding region runs from base 440 to 8269 and encodes 2609 amino acids. Gene Ontology annotation, biological process: positive regulation of GTPase activity; intracellular signal transduction. Gene Ontology annotation, molecular function: protein binding; ATP binding; GTPase activator activity. Gene Ontology annotation, cellular component: myosin complex. The transcript has 43 exons. The record is from RefSeq and is a predicted model, not a curated record.
CGCGGGCGCGCAGGCCCAAGCGGACUGGGGACGCGGAGGCAGUUGGCGGUGGCUGACGGAAAGUCCUGGCAGGACGGCGAGGGGCUGCGGCGGAGAUACCGGUCCCUAGGGGCAGAAGCGGAGACCGCGGUUGAGGCGGCCGUUCCAACGCGUGCUCUCUAGGCGGGGUGCGGCGGGGGAUGUGCCUGCCCAGGCCGGGCGGAGUCUCUGUGACAGGGCGGGGGAUGCGCGGACGCUGCUCGCUCGGACCCUGAGGCGGCUGGGCCCACCCUCGCGGAACCGUCCGACCCCUGGCGGCCUCAGCCUCUGCUGUUUUUCGCUGGCCUGACCCUGGAAACCGAGGGUGGGAAGCGGCUGCUGCAGAAGAGGAAGGGGCUGUGGUGGCCACCGCGGCACAGCCCGAGUUCUUUUGCCAAGAAAAUGAUUUGCCCAGUCCUGAAUGCAUACUGUCCGUUCUGAUGGGACAAGAUCCAAUAUGAAUGUAAGUGAUGGAGGAAGACGACGCUUUGAGGAUAAUGAACAUACAUUACGGAUAUAUCCUGGGACAAUUUCAGAAGGGACAAUUUACUGUCCAAUUCCUGCCAGAAAAAACUCCACAGCUGCUGAGGUGAUUGACUCUCUUAUAAAUAGACUUCACCUAGACAAAACAAAAUGUUACGUUUUAGCAGAGGUAAAGGAAUUUGGUGGGGAAGAAUGGAUACUCAAUCCAACGGACUGUCCAGUUCAACGAAUGAUGUUGUGGCCCCGAAUGGCUUUGGAAAAUCGCUUGAGUGGAGAGGACUACCGCUUUCUUCUGAGAGAAAAAAACCUUGAUGGAUCAAUUCAUUAUGGUAGCCUCCAAUCAUGGCUACGGGUAACCGAAGAACGCCGCAGGAUGAUGGAACGGGGUUUUCUUCCACAGCCUCAACAGAAAGACUUUGAUGAUUUAUGUAGCUUACCUGAUUUGAAUGAGAAAACUCUCUUAGAAAACCUACGGAAUCGCUUUAAGCAUGAAAAAAUUUAUACUUAUGUUGGCAGUAUUCUAAUAGCUAUUAACCCAUUCAAAUUUCUUCCUAUUUAUAACCCCAAAUAUGUCAAAAUGUAUGAUAACCACCAGUUGGGAAAACUUGAACCCCACAUAUAUGCUGUGGCAGAUGUAGCUUAUCAUGCUAUGCUUCAGCGCAAAAAGAAUCAGUGUAUUGUGAUUUCAGGAGAGAGUGGUUCUGGGAAGACACAGAGCACAAACUUUCUUAUUCAUCACCUUACUGCACUCAGUCAAAAAGGAUUUGCUAGCGGAGUAGAACAAAUUAUUCUUGGAGCUGGACCAGUACUUGAGGCCUUUGGAAAUGCAAAGACAGCUCAUAAUAACAAUUCAAGUCGUUUUGGCAAGUUUAUUCAAGUAAAUUACCAAGAAACAGGCACUGUACUUGGGGCCUAUGUUGAAAAAUAUCUACUGGAGAAAUCUAGACUUGUUUAUCAAGAGCAUAAUGAACGGAACUAUCAUGUAUUCUAUUACCUCCUCGCAGGAGCAAGUGAAGAAGAGAGGUUAGCAUUUCACCUUAAACAGCCUGAGGAGUAUCAUUAUCUCAAUCAGAUAACAAAGAAACCCCUCAGACAGAGCUGGGAUGAUUAUUGCUAUGAUUCUGAGCCGGAUUGCUUCACAGUGGAGGGAGAAGAUUUGAGGCAUGAUUUUGAACGAUUACAAUUGGCCAUGGAGAUGGUAGGAUUUCUUCCCAAGACACGAAGACAGAUUUUCUCUCUGCUCUCAGCAAUACUACAUUUGGGUAAUAUCUCCUACAAAAAGAAGACCUAUCGGGAUGACUCUAUUGAUAUCUGUAAUCCUGAAGUACUGCCUAUUGUCUCAGAAUUAUUAGAAGUUAAAGAAGAGAUGCUCUUUGAAGCAUUAGUUACAAGGAAGACGGUGACGGUGGGAGAAAAACUUAUUUUGCCGUAUAAGCUGGCAGAGGCUGUGACAGUGAGAAACUCUAUGGCUAAGUCUUUAUAUAGUGCUCUGUUUGACUGGAUAGUUUUUCGUAUUAAUCAUGCACUUCUGAAUAGUAAAGAUUUGGAACACGAUACCAAGACUUUGUCCAUUGGUGUUCUUGAUAUUUUUGGUUUUGAAGAUUAUGAAAAUAAUAGUUUUGAGCAGUUCUGUAUUAAUUUUGCUAAUGAACGUUUACAGCACUACUUUAACCAGCAUAUCUUCAAGUUGGAGCAGGAGGAAUAUAGAACUGAAGGUAUCAGUUGGCACAACAUAGAUUAUAUUGAUAAUACUUGUUGCAUAAAUCUUAUUAGCAGAAAACCAACAGGACUGCUCCAUCUUUUGGAUGAAGAAAGCAACUUUCCACAGGCUACAAAUCAAACAUUACUAGACAAGUUUAAACAUCAACAUGAAGAGAAUUCUUAUAUUGAAUUUCCAGCUGUGAUGGAGCCUGCUUUUAUCAUAAAACAUUAUGCUGGAAAAGUAAAAUAUGGAGUAAAGGAUUUUCGGGAAAAAAAUACAGAUCACAUGCGUCCAGACAUUGUGGCUCUUUUGAGAAGUAGCAGGAACGCCUUUGUCUCUGGGAUGACUGGAAUUGAUCCUGUAGCUGUUUUCCGAUGGGCAGUUCUCCGAGCUUUUUUCAGAGCUGUGGUUGCCUUCAGGGAAGCUGGGAAAAAACACAUUCAUAGAAAAAGUGGACAUGAUGAUACAACGCCAUGUGCAAUUUUGAAAAGUAUGGAUAGUUUUAGCUUUCUCCAACACCCAGUCCACCAGAGGAGCUUAGAGAUUCUGCAGAGGUGCAAGGAAGAGAAGUACAGUAUAACCCGCAAAAACCCAAGAACACCUCUUUCUGAUCUUCAGGGCAUGAACACUCUAAAUGAAAAAAAUCAACAUGAUACAUAUGAUAUUGCCUGGAAUGUCAGAAGUGGCAUUCGCCAAAGCAGACUACCAACUAGCAACACUUCCUUGCUUGAUAAAGAUGGGAUAUUUGCUAAUUCAGCAAGCAGCAAACUCCUGGAAAGAGCUCAUGGAAUUCUCACAAGAAACAAAAACUUCAAAUCAAAACCCGUUCUUCCAAAGAACUUGCUGGAGGUAAAUUCUUUGAAGCAUCUAACAAGACUGACCCUACAGGAUCGAAUCACCAAAUCCCUUCUUCAUCUGCACAAGAAGAAGAAACCUCCCAGUAUCAGCGCCCAGUUUCAGGCCUCCUUAAGCAAGCUAAUGGAGACACUUGGUCAAGCAGAACCAUAUUUUGUCAAAUGUAUUCGCUCAAAUGCAGAAAAGCUGCCCUUAAGAUUCAAUGAUGCCUUGGUACUAAGACAGCUUCGGUACACUGGGAUGCUGGAAACAGUUCGAAUUCGCCAAUCAGGAUAUAGCUCCAAAUAUUCUUUCCAGGAUUUUGUGAGUCACUUUCAUGUACUUCUUCCCCGGAAUAUUAUGCCAUCUAAAUUUAACAUUCAGGAUUUCUUCAGGAAAGUAAAUAUUAAUCCUGAUAAUUAUCAAGUUGGAAAAACUAUGGUUUUCCUAAAGGAACAUGAACGACAGCACUUACAAGAUCUGCUUCAUCAGGAAGUGCUUCGCAGAAUCAUUGUGUUGCAGCAGUGGUUUAGGGUCUUGCUCUGUAGGCAGCAGUUCCUCCAUUUGAGACAGGCAUCUGUUAUUAUCCAGCGUUUCUGGAGGAAUUACCUAAAUCAGAAGCAAGUCAGAAAUGCGGCUGUGCAAAAAGAUGCUUUCAUUAUGGCUAGUGCAGCUUCCCUUCUCCAAGCUUCCUGGCGUGCUCACUUAGAGAGACAGCGAUACUUGGAGUUACGAGCUGCAGCUAUCAUUAUCCAGCAGAGAUGGAGGGAACUGUGUAGGUGCAGGCACAGGGCUGCUACCUGUAUACAGGCAAAGUGGAGGAGCUACAGGCAAAGUAAGAAGUACAAAGAACAAAGGAACAAAAUUAUCCUUUUACAAUCAACAUAUAGAGGAUUCAGAGCAAGACAAAGGUAUAAAGCUUUAAAAGAGCAAAGGCUGAAAGAAACAAAACUAGAGCAUGGAUUGGUACAUAUCAAGGCAUGUGGAAAUCUAGAAAUACAGGGCUCAGACCCUUCUGAGUGGGAGGAUCGUUCUUUUGACAACAGAGUGAAGGCCAUAGAGGAAUGUAAAUCUGUGAUAGAGAGUAAUCGAAUUAGCCGUGAGAGUUCAAUGGAUUUCUCAAAGGAGUCCCCAGACAAGCAACAGGAGAGAGGCAGAAGCCAAAGUGGUACAGACUUGCAGGGAGAAGUGAUUGUAAGACAGAGACCCAAGUCCUUGGAGGAUCUCCAUCAGAAAAAAGUAGGUCGGGCCAAAAGAGAAAGUCGGAGAAUGAGAGAAUUGGAACAAGCUAUAUUUAGCUUAGAAUUGCUGAAAGUCCGUUCUCUUGGUGGUGUGUCUCCUUCAGAGGAACGUAGAUGGUCUACAGAAUUGAUGCCUGAAGGCCUGCAGUCUCCGCAGGGCACACCUGAUAGUGAGAGCUCACAAGGGAGCUUAGAACUUCUGACCUGUGAGGAGAGCCUAAAGGGCAAACCAGAGUCCCUUAUUUUAGAUGAGGGUAAUAAAUUGAAAAUUUCAUCACCCAGUAUACCUACCAAUCCAAAAUUCGAUUCACAAGACAAUGCCCUCAGUGCCUCAAAUGAGACUGGCUCUGCAGUGACUGGCAAAGGAGCACCCUGUGACUCAGAGCAGUUGAAGAAUGGGACUGCAAAGGCAAAGCUGGUCUGCAGUUCUGAACCUGUCACUUGUAAACCCCAGCUGAGAGACUCCUUUGUUUCCAGUAGUCUGCCUACAUUUUUUUAUAUUCCCCAUCAAGAACCUCUGAAAACAAGUUCCCAACCAGACACAAGUAUCCAGAGAAACAAACUGCUGGAAAGAGAAGCCACUUUGAAUACAGCUUUUUCUCCAGAUAUCAACAGGGAAACCAGGAAGUGUCAGUUCUUCAGAGAUGAAUUGAAUACAGAUGCUUCUUGUACUGUGCUUAAGAAGUUAGAAAAGCUGAAUACUGAAAAGGAGAAAAGGCAAAAGCAGUUACAGCAGCAGAAUGAAAAAGAAAUGAUGGAACAGAUUCGUCAGCAGACAGACAUUUUAGAGAAGGAGCGUCAAGCCUUCAAGACAAUUGAGCAGGCACCAUCCUCUUAUCAGUCAAGACAAAGAGUAGAGAGGCCAUCUUCUCUGCAUAUCCAGAAUACCCCAAGUAAGGGAGAAGCUGCUGUACCAGGUUUCCCAUCAGCAGUCACUAAAAGAGGUAGUCCCUCCAUUCAUUUACCUCCGAAAGACCGACCUGUCACCCUGUUCUUUGAAAGAAAAGGAAGCCCAUGCCAAUCUAGGACUGUCAAGGAAUUACCCAAGACAGAAAGAGUAGGCACCCAACAUAAUGCUGCCUGUAAACUCUCUAAUAACCGCAUUACAGAAAGAGAACACUUUAGGUCAGCUCACUCUUAUGGCCACAGAUCUGAUGACCCUUCCAGAGGGGGAAGUUCAAGAGCCAUUUUCUUCACACCAAAAGACAAUAUGAUUAUUCCACUUGUACAUAGUGAAAAUCCUCAAGUCCACAAACAAGAUGAACCAGCUUGGAAAUCUAAGUUAGCAGGGCCGGGCCAACGAGAGCAGGUUGCCAGACCGGCCCAUAAAAAGAAAGCUCGAAUGGCGCGGACGCGCUCCGAUUUCUUGACUAGAGGUACUUUUGCCGAUGGGGAGGGGGAUACAGAGGAAGAUGAUUACGAUGACAUUAUUGAGCCCCUUCUCUCCCUUGACCAAGCUUCUCACUCUGAGCUAGGGCCUGUAUCCAGCCUGGGUCAGGCCUCUCACAGUGACUCCGAAAUGACAUCACAGCGAUUUUCUUCAGUUGAUGAGCAAACAAAGCUCCAUAAGGCUAUGUCUCAAGGAGAGAUUACAAAAUUGGCAGUAAGACAGAAGUCUUCCGAUUUGGACAUAAGACCCCAGAGAGCGAAGAUGAGAUUCUGGGCGAAAGGGAAACAAGGAGAGAAGAAGACUACUAGAGUAAAACCUGCUCCCCAGUCUGAGGUCUCAUCACUCUCUGCUGGCUCAGAUGUGACAUCUGCUAAUCCAUUUUCAGAUGAAUUAACCCAGUAUCACCCAACACCUCCUUUGAGCCCAGAACUACCUGGGAGUUGCCGAAAAGAGUUCAAAGAGAAUAAGGAGCCUUCUCCAAAGGCAAAGCGCAAGAGAGGUGUGAAAAUCAGCAGUGUGGCUUUGGAUUCUAUGCAUUGGCAAAAUGACUCUGUCCAAAUCAUAGCAAGUGCCAGUGAUUUAAAAAGUAUGGAUGAAUUUCUUCUGAAAAAGAUGAAUGACCUAGAUAAUGAAGACAGCAAGAAAGAUACAUUAGUGGAUGUUGUAUUUAAAAAAGCCCUGAAAGAAUUUCGGCAGAAUAUCUUCAGCUCUUACUCAUCUGCAUUGGCGAUGGAUGAUGGGAAAAGCAUACGAUAUAAAGACCUGUAUGCACUGUUUGAACAGAUUCUGGAAAAGACCAUGAGACUUGAGCAACGUGAUUGGAAUGAAUCUCCAGUGAGAGUUUGGGUUAACACGUUCAAGGUGUUUUUAGAUGAAUACAUGAAUGAAUUCAAGACUCUGGAUAGCACAGCCUCAAAGGUGCCUAAAACAGAAAGAAAGAAAAGGAGGAAAAAAGAAACUGAUUUGGUGGAAGAGCACAAUGGCCACAUCUUUAAGGCCACCCAGUAUAGCAUCCCUACAUACUGUGAAUACUGUUCUUCCUUGAUAUGGAUAAUGGACAGAGCCUCUGUUUGCAAAUUGUGUAAGUAUGCUUGUCAUAAGAAGUGCUGUCUGAAAACCACAGCCAAGUGCUCCAAGAAGUACGAUCCAGAGCUGUCAUCUCGGCAAUUUGGGGUUGAACUGUCCCGUUUGACUAGUGAAGACCGAGCUGUUCCUUUAGUGGUUGAAAAGCUCAUAAACUACAUUGAAAUGCAUGGGCUUUAUACUGAAGGUAUUUACCGGAAGUCUGGUUCAACUAAUAAAAUCAAGGAGCUUCGACAAGGUCUAGAUACAGAUGCUGAAAGUGUAAACCUAGAUGACUAUAACAUACAUGUUAUUGCAAGUGUAUUCAAACAAUGGCUUCGUGAUUUGCCCAAUCCACUCAUGACCUUUGAACUCUAUGAGGAAUUUCUUCGAGCUAUGGGCCUUCAGGAGAGAAAGGAGACAAUCCGUGGUGUGUACUCUGUAAUUGAUCAGCUCUCCCGAACUCAUCUCAAUACACUGGAACGCCUUAUCUUUCAUCUAGUAAGGAUUGCUCUACAGGAAGACACUAAUCGAAUGUCUGCUAAUGCUCUGGCCAUUGUGUUUGCACCUUGCAUUCUCCGUUGCCCUGACACUACUGACCCACUACAAAGUGUACAAGAUAUCAGUAAGACUACCACCUGUGUGGAGCUGAUUGUUGUAGAACAAAUGAAUAAAUAUAAGGCCCGUCUCAAAGAUAUAAGUAGCCUGGAAUUUGCUGAAAAUAAAGCAAAGACCAGACUAUCACUGAUUCGUAGAUCAAUGGGAAAGGGGCGUAUGCAUCGCGGAAACUAUCCAAGUCCAUCCUCUCCUGUUAUAGUCCGAUUGCCUUCCAUGUCUGAUGUCCCUGAAGAGACCAUGACUAGUGAGACAGCCAUGGAGACUGACAUCACAGAACAGCAGCAAGCAGCAAUGCAGCAGGAGGAGAAAGUGCUGACUGAGCAGAUUGAGAACUUACAGAAGGAGAAGGAAGAACUAACAUUUGAGAUGCUUAUAUUGGAACCUCGUGCCUCUGAUGACGAAACCCUUGAGUCUGAGGCCUCUAUUGGGACUGCUGAUAGCUCAGAAAAUUUGAAUAUGGAUUCUGAAGAGAGAAGCUUAGCCCUUAGCUCCCUGAAAACAGCUGCCAAGUCCGAGCCUUCAAGCAAGUUUCGAAAGCCACUAAGAAAGCAGCCAGACUCUGUGGACUCCUCCGUCUCUUCAUGUUUAUCUAACACUACAUCAUCUCAUGGCACUAGAAAGCGAUUUCAGAUUUAUUCCAAGUCUCCAUUCUACCGAGCUGCCUCAGCUUGUGAGGCCCUGGGAACAGAAGGACCACUAGGCCAAGCCAAAUCCCUAGAAGACAGGCCUCAGUUCAUCAGCAGAGGAACUUUCAACCCUGAAAAGGGCAAACAAAAACUCAAGAAUGUGAAAAACUCACCUCAGAAAACCAAAGAGACCCCAGAGGGGACAGUCACAUCUGGCCGAAAGAAAACUGUGGACCCUGCCUGCAGCUCUGCACAGCAGCUACCACUCUUUGGAGAUAAUGAGUUUAUGGUUUGAAUGACAGAUGCGUCCCCAUGUGGCUAGAGUGGUGAACACAUCUCAUCUUUGGGGCCUCUGCUGGUCACUUUGUCCGUAACAGUCAGUCCUAAUGGUUCUGCCUCUUGUUUCAGCAGUUUGUGUGCUGGAUCGCUGGGCUUCCUGCAGAAGUGGCCUCUUUGAAGCUGGCUAGGGAUGGGCCAGCUGUGCCUUGGCUGCUGUAUUUGAGAUUCCACUAAACAAAGCCACCUAGGGGGAUUUUGGCCAACAGUAGUUGCCUCCCCCCCCCCCCCCACUCUUCCCUUCCCACAGAUAGUUGUUGAACUAGGAGGCUGUUGUGAUCCUGAGGAAUGCUCUCAUUUCUAGCAUUUGAAGAAAAUAUACAAACCUCUCUUAACCAUGAAAGCAAAAUUUUUGAGUUUGUAUUGGGAUAGUAGCUGUGGUAGAAUAUAUUUUCCACAAGGAUUUAUAAGCAAAAAGCCCAAGCCAUCUAUUUUAAAUUUAAUUUAAAAAUACUCCAUGUUAUAUUUUGGAAACAUAAACUAUGAUUUCCAUUAAGCCAUCAGAGCAUGUCUCGGUUAUCUGGUCCUACAGUGAAGAGACCAUGCUUUAUCUUUUGUUGAUGUUGAUAUCAUAGUAAUCAGUACUGGUUAGUUCCUGCCAAAUAUAUUGCAUGGGAUAAAGUUCUGGUAGCCAUACUGUCCUGAUUAUCAGAUCAGAUUCCUCUAGUCUUUGUUUGUUUUCUAUGUCACAGACACAUUUAGGUAAUCCCUAAAUGUGAAGGCUUUGUCCUGAUCGGCCCAGGCUUUUGUUGUUGUAUAGACUAAACUGAAGACUGUAUGGGAGCCUGUUCAUCUGCUGGUGGAAUACCACCAUAGACUCAGACAGAUAAUGUGACCAUGUAGUCACUUCUCUACAAGUCCUCACAUACAACAUUGCAUGAGUGUUAUAGAAAGCUGCCAAAAGAAAUGUAGAAAGUUUUCAUAUGAUCUAUUUAACUUUUAUCUUCUUUUUUCUCAGACCAUCAGUAUUAGAUGAAAAAAAAUCAAGGACUACUUGAAGCUAUUUUUGUUAAUAUACUUGUUCCUGAAGUUUACUGUAAAUACACAUGUAUAGUAUGCCUAGUUCUUUUUAACUUUGUGCUUCCCCCUUCUUCCCAUGGAGUUUCUUCCUACAGAUGAGUGGUCAUUGGACAGGUGGUGAGAACCAUUCACCCCUGGGUUGAGGGAAAAGUAAGGGCAUCUUUUUCAUUAUUGGUGGUCUCCAUGUACCUAAGUUAUAAUGUCUGAAACAUCAUGUACUAGCAGUUGUGAGAAUAGAAAUCUUUUUGCUAUUUAUAAUGUAUGUGAAAUGAAACAUGAUACCCUUUCUUAAGUAUGUGAAAAUGUUUAUUUUUAAAGUCACUAAAUACAUUUUGUCUAACUACCACAUGCACUGUUACAAAAAGAGCCUUUACCACCUAUAACCUGAAUUUUGGUUUUCUUCAUUUUCUUUGGUUUGAAGUUAUGGGAAUCGUAAGUUUUUGUUAAGGCAGGGUCUCCUCUUACACAACACUGAACCUCAUGCCACUGCUUCAGUGGUCAUUGGCCGGCUCUAGAGAUGAGACUUGUAGCAUCAUUCUGCGCAGCAGCUCAUGGUAGCAGGAGUCUUCCCUCUCCCUGGUAUGAGUUCAACAUUGAGACACAUGAAGGAUGCUUUGAAAAUCUCCCCAAUGAUGAUGGUCAAUCAAUAAAUGUUAAGUUUUAUGUCUCACGAGCAUUAACAAUAAGAAUGUUGGGCACUGUGUCCUAAAGGAACCCAGUAUGGCUGUGUCAAGGUAGGGUACUGCUUUGGGCCUUGAGGACUACACACUGUUUUAAUAUUGGGAAGAGCAGCUACAGCUAGGUGUUAACUGUUGCUCUCCACGUGGGUCAAAAACGUUACUAAAAUAUUUUCUUUUUUUAAGCUGUUGAACAAUUUCCUUCGUUUCAGAGGAAUGGCCUGGGGAACUCAACACAGGACACACAUUCUCCCACCUAAAUUUUUCAGUUUAGUUUUUGUUUCGUUUUUCUAUAAGGUAAAUUUGGGCCCGAGAAAAGACUACCUACAUAGGUCACUUUGUAGGAACAAGGUAAUUGACAUUAAAAGACUUUAUAAUUUUUCUCAGGGACCUAAAACCUGAAUUUGAAUAAAGUUAAAUAAAAACAUUUUUUUUCAGUUGC